AUGGCAGCUUGGAUGCAGCUGUCCGGCCUGAUUGACCAGGUGCAGAGAGUGCCGACAACGCUGUUAUUGGCUGUUGCUUCCUUCCUGGUCCUUUUCUCUGCAGUGCUGUUGUAUCUCGGGUUGUUCAUUGUUGCUCCCGUUCCUCGCUCACCGCACGAUUCGGAGAAGCAAUACAUCACCAUCCUACCCGACGGAUCGAUCAGCAAGCCCGAAACGCAACCGUGUUGGUUCGACAAACACGUGUCCCUCAGAGCGCAAGCUCGCAAUGGAAAGAUAGCUACAAGCGACGCCUUCAGACCCGGUGAAGCCGAAGUCCUGGUCACCGUCGUAGUCCCGGCAUACAAUGAAGAGCAACGGAUGAGUGGCAUGCUGGAGGAGGCCGUGGAAUACCUGCAAUCAACCUUCCCACAACCGCUAGACUGUUCGUCUGUUGUCAGCGACAAGCCCAAGGGUUGGGAGAUUCUCAUCAUAUCCGACGGCUCUACCGACAAGACCAUCGACACGGCACUAUCAUUUGCUCGUUCCCACCAGCUCUCCACACAUCCACCCACACCGACCGGCCCUUGGACUUCCAACACAGGUCCCAAGACGCGAUCAAAGUCUGCUCCCAAGGUUGAGACCGUUUCUACCACCAUUCCCCACGGCAGUGUCCGUGUCAUCUCCUUGGAGCAGAACAGAGGAAAAGGCGGCGCUGUCACCCAUGGUAUGCGCCAUGCCCGAGGCGCAUACAUCGUCUUCGCCGACGCAGAUGGUGCUUCUCGCUUCUCAGACCUGGGCAAGCUGAUGGAGAAUUGUGACCGCGUUGCCGAUGACAAGGGGAGAGCUGUUGGAGUUGGAAGUAGAGCACACAUGGUUGGCAGCGAAGCCGUUGUCAAGCGCUCCUUCUUACGAAACGCUCUCAUGCACUCGUUCCACCUCCUGCUCCGCCUCCUCACACCUCCGGCUACAUCAUCGAUCAAGGACACCCAAUGCGGCUUCAAGCUUUUCACGCGGCCUGCACUUCCUUACAUCAUUCCUUACAUGCAUAGCGAGGGUUGGAUCUUUGACGUUGAGAUGCUCAUGCUCGCCGAAAGCGCUGGCAUACCCAUGGCCGAAGUCGCAAUUGGCUGGAAGGAAGUCGGAGGCAGCAAACUUAAUGUUGUCUGGGACUCUCUAGGCAUGGCGUGGGGACUGGCCGUUUUGAGAGCUGCAUGGAUGGUCGGCGUUUAUCGAAGAGAUGUUUGA
Aureobasidium pullulans EXF-150 is the source of this 1224-nucleotide messenger RNA. RefSeq names its product dolichyl-phosphate beta-glucosyltransferase. Gene Ontology annotation, cellular component: endoplasmic reticulum membrane. The record is from RefSeq and is a predicted model, not a curated record. Bases 1 to 1224 code for a protein of 407 amino acids. The transcript is spliced from 3 exons. Lineage: Eukaryota; Fungi; Ascomycota; Dothideomycetes; Dothideales; Saccotheciaceae.